Molecule: messenger RNA, 8413 nt
Organism: Hylaeus volcanicus
Lineage: Eukaryota; Metazoa; Arthropoda; Insecta; Hymenoptera; Colletidae
Gene: Ac3
Product: adenylate cyclase type 3
Exons: 9
Coding region: 491-3493 (1000 amino acids)
Biological process (GO): cAMP biosynthetic process; intracellular signal transduction; adenylate cyclase-activating G protein-coupled receptor signaling pathway
Molecular function (GO): adenylate cyclase activity
Source: RefSeq, a predicted model, not a curated record
AGGAGACGGAUGGAGAGAGUGGCUCCGCUUCCCUCCGAGGAGUGAAGAGAGAUCGCCGGCAGUAGUAACCCGGCCAGUACCCCGCGCGCGGGUGCAGCUGCAUCCGAAAUCCCGUGUGUGUGAGAGUGCGUGAGAGUGCCCAGUCGGCGUGUGUGAUCCCGGUCGAGAUCACCAGGGAAAAACGAUCCACGAGGGCGGAGAGAGUGCGGGCCUGACAGGGCUGAUAGGAUCAUCCGGAGUAAGCAUCCGUGCUAACAGGGUGUGCAAGGCCAACCGCGACGAGGGUGAGACCGCUACCUUGGUCUUGGGUGUCACUCGGUGCGGUGAUCGGGUAGACGCUCACCACGGGCAACUGGAGCUCGCGGAGUGCCCGACGCGAUGUCGCGACGACGGGGUCGUAGCUGAGUUCACGUGGGUGGAAGACGCGAGGCGGACGGAGGAGUCGGUACCAUGUCAAGACUGUGAGAGGGAACGCACAUCGAACACCGCCAUGUCACGAAGAUUAGAAACCUCGAACGAGGAUUCGUACCUGAACGCUGGCAGGCCAUCGAACCUCCUGCGGACGAGCUUCAGCAGCGCCAAGCUAGAGUCCCUCUAUCGCGCCUCGUCCUUGCAGCAGAGACGCGGCGGCCUCGAGUGCUUUCUGCUCUCGGCCCUCCUCUAUGGAGCGCACACGAUCGCCUCGCCUGGCCAGGAGCUGGCCGCUCGCGGUAUCACUGCCGUCUUCUUGGGAUUGAACCUCGGACUGCUCGCCUGGGCCGAGCACAACCCCAGAGCCAAGGACGUGCUCUGGUCGGUGGUGUCUUACGUGGCUUGGCACCUCUCGAUCGGCCAGUUACUCGCUCAGCUGCUCCUCAAGUCCACCGAGGUCACGCCUAGGGACGGACUAGGAUGGUUGUUGCUCCUGCUCUACCUGCAGCUCGCCACCCUGCCCCUCAGGCUCCUGCAAUGCACACAGCUCGCGAGCGCCACUGUGCUCGUGUAUAUCGUCGCGGUGAACUCGGUGCUUGGACACUCCAAGGCAACGGAAAAGAUACCCUUGGAAGUUUUGGUCCUGACGAUAACACUUUCGAUAGGCGCGAUUCUCCUGGGCGGCUUCAGCUACUCUUUGACGGAAUUCCAGCAACGUCGAGCCUUCCUGGAGACCAGACAGAGCUUGGAGGUCCAGUUGGUGAUCGAGGAGCAAAGCGCUGAGCAGGAAAGGCUCCUGCUCAGCGUCCUGCCCGAGCACGUCGCUGUUAAAAUGCGACAGGACUUGGGGGCCUCUUUGGACACGCAGUUCAAGAAGAUCUACAUGUCCAGGCACGAGAACGUCUCGAUUCUCUACGCUGACAUCGUCGGUUUCACGGCCAUUUCCUCUACGUACAGCGCCAGCGAACUCGUAAAGAUACUCAACGAGCUCUUCGCACGGUUCGAUCAGCUUAGCGAGAGAUACGAGCAGCUGCGAAUCAAGAUCCUGGGUGACUGUUACUACUGCAUAAGUGGAGCACCUGUAGAAAGGUCAGACCACGCUGUCCUGUGUGUCUACAUGGGCCUGUCCAUGGUGGACGCCAUCAAGUACGUCCAACAGACGACAAAGAGUCCAGUAGACAUGAGGGUGGGCAUACACACGGGCGCAGUGUUGGCAGGCGUGCUUGGUCAAAGACAGUGGCAAUUCGAUGUUUACAGCAAGGACGUCGAGCUCGCUAACAAAAUGGAGAGCAGUGGAAUGGCAGGGAGGGUGCACAUCUCGAACGCGACUCUGAGCUUUCUCAACGGGGAAUUCGAGGUCGAGCCAGCCCACGGCGAGGAUCGGGAGGAGGCGUUGCAAAAGGCAGGGAUCGUCACCUACUUCAUCGUCAGAGCUUUGAAGCCCUUCAAACCCGCGGUCACGAAGAGCCUCGCCUCUUUGACGGACGCUGAGACCUCGAGGACGACGAUGCAGAACGCUGGGGACGGACGCAACAACAAGGAGGACUCCGAGGAGUUCAGGCAGAGACUGAAGAACGAGCUCGACAGCAAAGGUGGAGGAGCUGACCUGAAGGGCCACGCACAUUGGUUAACACUGAGAUUCAAGGACGCGAAAGUGGAAUCAGCGUUUCACCACGCCGAGGAAGCCUUUUCACCCUUGUCCCUCGUCGGUGGACCGUUGGUGAUGGUCUGCGCCGCCCCAGUUUGGAGGUUUCAGCCGUGGGGACCAUUCACGUGGGGUGGCUUGGGGGUGGUUAUCUUGUUUGCGAUCGUUUUGGCAGGUGCCACCUGUUUGGGUAGCGCUGUCAAGGCCAUGUGGCUCAGGAGAGCCCUAGCAAUGAUGAUGACGUUCUCCCUAGGCUAUUUCCUGCUUCUCGAUAUGAGUAAUUGCGUCGUCAUCGAAGAACCGAUCCCAGCAUUCAACGCCACAAUAACUCUGUCGACGAGGUGUCCGUAUCCCUCCUAUUACUCGUACAUCGGUGUCCUCACGCUGGUGGCGAUCUCGAUGCCCACCUAUGUGUGUUACCUUGGCAAGGCAUAUCUAAUGUACGGAAUUGCUGGUACCCAGUGUUUCAUCAAUAUCUGGCUACUAGGAAGGCGGCUGGAUUGGGAGGACUACGCCUCGUCGCCCCUCGAUCCUGCCCCCUUUCCAUCGAAAUACUGUUUAUCUGUCACGCUGCUCAUCGUCGCCACCUCUUUGGUCAUCGUGGCCAGAUACGCGGAAAAGGCGAGGCGGAUGCUGUACCUUCGUGGUCGCGAGGUUGUCGCGCAAAGGGAAAGGGCGGCGGACAUGAAGCGUAGAAACGGAGCACUGAUAUACAACAUCCUGCCUCCACACGUGGCCGCCUAUUUCCUGUCCAGAGCAAGACACCACGACGACCUGUAUAGUCAGAGCUACGCGGAGGUGGGCGUUCUGUUCGCCAGUAUGCCCAACUUCGCAGACUUCUACAGCGAGGAGAGCAUCAACAAUCAGGGUCUCGAGUGUCUCAGGUUUCUGAACGAAGUUAUCUCUGACUUCGACGCGAUACUCGAUCAAAACAAAUUCAAAGAUAUUAUCAAGAUAAAGACGAUAGGCUCGACCUACAUGGCAGCAUCCGGAAUAAUGGAGUCCGACGACCCAGAGGACGCACCGCGAUGGUGUCACCUCUCGAACCUGGUCGAGUUCGCGUUGGAAUUGAAGAAGGCUUUGUCCAGCAUCAACGAGCAGAGCUUCAAUCAUUUCGUCCUGAAGAUGGGUAUCAAUCACGGCCCAGUCACUGCUGGCGUCAUCGGAGCGAGAAAGCCUCACUAUGAUAUUUGGGGCAACACUGUGAACGUGGCGUCCAGGAUGGAGAGCACAGGAAAAGUCGGUUGUAUCCAGGUCACAGAUGAAACUCGAAGGAUCCUCGAGCCGUUCGGGUUCGGUUUCGACAAACGCGGCCUCGUGUUCGUGAAGGGCAAGGGUCAGCUGUUGACCCACUACCUAGUGUCCAAAGACGGCGUCUCCUUGAAUCUGGACAGCGACCUGCCUGUCGAACCUACUCAUCCCAUCAUCUACCAGUAGGCUACUACUCGAAGGCUCUAAAUUUCAACGCAAACUCUUCCUUGCUAGCGAGGAAUAGUUUCUCUAUCUCGAAGAUCCUCGAGGAAACGAUUCGAGGGAUCGUCGCUGGAAAACGACGAGCGAGAUCUCCGAGUUCGAAUCGACGCCAGUCUCGUGGGGAUUUCGAACAAGUUCGAACGAUCUUAGGCAGCUCUAGGUGUGUUAGCCUUCUAGAGUUAAAGAGGAGAAACGGAUGGAAAAUGGAGGAUAGAAUGGGUCGACCUUGGGGAAUCGAGGAUCACUGGAUCCAAGGAUCAAGAACAGAGCUGAAACGGCUUUGAUCGGUUCCGUCGAUUGAAAGAUCAUUUAGUUUCGAACGUUUGUCAUUUUUAAUAGAUUUUCUAUCGCUAUGAGGCUUCGGGCCGCGACUUUCGUUCAGUCCGUAAAUUUUUGACCGUUCACCAAUCGGUUUACGAUCAACUCACUUGAAUCCUCCGAUGCAUCUUUCAAUGGGAGACUUAACCAUCUGGUAGAAUAAUUUCUCUUUCAAGGAGAAGCUCGCGCGAGCAGUACUGACGAAAAAUUUGCCUAACUCGAGGAACUCUUAAAACUGUGUUCAAACGAAGAGUCGUUGAAAAGAGUACCCAGCUCUGGUUGAACAAUCAACGUAGCCGAUUUAAGGAGAACGUUCAUCGAUGACAAAGAACAAGAUACAAAUCGAGGAAUAAUCAUGUUCACCGAAGAGAAUAUUGCGUUAUAGAGUGGAUGUCGGCAUGAAAGUGAUGAAAGCUUCAUGAUGUCUCAACUGUGAACGUCGUGAGUUGUUUUAGCUAAGAUCAGGUCUUUAAGGGAGUCCUAUGACAAGGAUGAACCAAAACGAAAUGGAGCUGUGAUGCAAAAAGAAGAGUCGACAGUAGGCUGACUUCGAGGAAUUGAUGAAGCAGGAGGCUGAAUUCAGGAGCUAUCGAAAAUUCAUCGAUCUGCUUUUACGAGCAUCCCUGAAUUACAGACGUUUUAUAUUGAUUAGAAAUUCUGCGCCGAUCUGAAGGUCGAUCUGAUUGCGAAACAGUUCGAAAAUGUCUAGAGCAAGCGUGACCAGAAUUUAGGCAGAUGAUAAAUGGGACGUUGAAGACUUUAGUGCAAAAACAGGUCUUCUCCAUCUUCGACCAUUUCCAGGCCUGAAUGUGUCCUACAAAUUAAAAAACUAAUUAUAGUUCAUUUCCUGAGAAAUGUUCAUUGUUUUGUCGAUGAUCCAUUCUUGCACUGGGGUCUUCGAUUGAGAAACGAGGAAAGAAAGAAACGUGUAGUUGACCCAUCGAUCGUUCACGUCACUCUAGAAUCGAUACGUAACUUAAGAAAGUGUCUAAAUCGUAAUCGUUGUGGUAGAUCGCUGAUCGUGACACUAUUUUUCUAGAUCCUGCGACGAGCACGCUCGAUAUUAAUUAACGGACGAUCGAUUAGUGGUAGACGAAGAAUCGUCGUUUUUCUCAAUGUUCAUUGAUACAUGGAAAAUAUUGUGCUUUAGGGAUUCGAGAAUUUUCCAAAUAUUAAGGAACACCCUGUGCAAUGCGUUUUCUCGAUCAUCGGUAUCGUCAACUGUGUACUUUCUUAAGAUCUCGCUCGAAUCAUCGUAACUGAAAAUUCUUCCUGAAAAGAUAACUGAAAAAGGGCUAGAAUUGCAACGAGGACUCAGUGGCCGAGCGUGUAGCGUUCUUGCUUGCAACGAAAGGGUUAAAAAAAAAGGGUCAAGUUCGCGGAUUUGAAUCCCAACUGGCUGAAAUUUUACUAAGCUCCCUUUUUCCUCUAAAACUAUACAAUUCAACUCAAUUACGUCCUAACAUUCUUAUAAAAGAAUCGAUUAUCCGACAUUUAAAAUUUCAAUUGUUGCAAUAACUGAAUCGUUGACUGAGACCGGUGCAGUAGUUGGAUCAUGAUGCAGUAUUGGGCAAAAUGCAAUCCACGAUUAAUGCUAUCAACUAUGAAAAUAAAAAAAUCGAAUACGAUUAGCUCUGCUACGAUUGCAGAUUAUACAAACGUAGUUUACAAUUAAUCUGACAAUUGUAAGUGAGUAUCGCGAAGUGGAUCACUGCACAACUCUGUGGUGUAAUUGCCGUAACAUCUGAGUCACAGAAGCGAUUAUUAUUGUAAUACGAAUUGCAAUUCAGUGUGUAGCUACUGUCGAAAAAAAAGUACUCUUCAACUAUCGAACAUGAAAGUAUGAAAUUGUGUAUUGUAAAUUUAGUAGAAACUCGACGAAUUUCGUCUUUCGUGGAACUCUCUAUUUCGUAGAAUCGCGAAAGAAAAUGACAAUUGCAACGAGACGAAACGACAUUAUGGGAAACAUCGAAACUGUACACGAAAAGUUCCAUGGCAACUUUUGUCUGAAAGUCUGUCUGCUGGCAAAAUAUAAGAAUGGAACAUGGUAGAACCGAAUGUGUAUGUGAAGGAAUGUAUCCGCUUCAUUGAUUGGUAAAGAUGAACACAAAUGGGAACUGUAAUCUCAUAAUCUAGAAGAAUAUUUAGAAAAAAGUCUGUUAAAAAUACAAGCGCUGUUUCAAAAUUAAAAUCGAUAACCGAAUUUUAAUAGUUUUCAAUACAAUCUAUCCUCUGUGAUUUACAUACGAAGAAAGGUUAAUAAUUUAAUUUACAUGGUUUUAUAAUAAGUAUUGUACUACAGAAUGAAUUGAGAAAGUGCUUGCAUGUUUAACAAACUCGAUUCAAGUAAGAAUCAUUCCGAUCAGAACUUUGCUAUCUAUUACAUUUUGGUGUACUCGCUACGUUUGAACUAUGAAGUACGAAUGCAUAGCGAGGCCCAUUUCAUCGGGGCCGUCGACGAAAGAAUCUCUAUAGUUUUAAUUUAACUAUAUUUUUCUGCGAACAGAGUCGUCGAUUUAUAUUAGAAAAAUGUUUGAACGGGCGGAGGUUUCUUAGGAGCUUAGAUCCGAUUUACUUCUCGAAUAUACAAGGCAUUUCAUCGAGUUCCCAACAUUGCACGCUGUCAAAUGACUCUUGAGAUCGAAAUAGGACGAAUUGUAACAGUAAAAUUUCCUCGAAAGACUUCUCAUUUCAUAGUUAUUUGCGUUUGAAGGCAUUUAGACGCGCAACCCCUACUUGCACCAGCGUUAAUUACGUAACGAAGACUUGGACAAAAAGAAAGUUUCUCAUCGAAUUCGUCUUAUCUUGUGAUCAAGUAUCGUUUGGUCGUACUCUAACGGGCUUCGUGAGACAUCUCGUAUCGAGUCAUCCGUAGUGACUAUAACACUCCAACACGGUCGCUGAUAUAAUAAUUUAUUUUUCUACAGUUUGAGUCACCGAGUUGAUCACAGACCAAGAUGAUGACUCGAGUACGUUACAACGCACACACGAUCACGAUGGAAGAUACAAAGUCGCGAUUAUAAUCCUUUUGUCGGAGACUAUUAGUUUAUAAUAGCGCGAGGUUGGAAUUAGUCCAGCCAGGCGCGCUCGAAUCGAACACACAAACUUUAUAGUUAAGUAUGAAACGUCUGAACAAGUUGCAAACUUGUCGUUCGCACUAAUAAGUUCUUUUUUUAACUCGAACGUCACAAUUUUCAAAUCGAACAUGAUUUUACUCCAACGAUAGUUUGCGAGAAAACUGCGUAUCUUGAAUGGUUGGACUUUAUCUUACGAAAUGUUCUUUUCUAACGAUGAAUGUAUAUAUAUUUUCGUGACUCGCGGUCCGAAAGGGUUGAAAAUAUUAGUAGCGGCGAAGAGAAAGUGGUGCGACCGAAUAACGAGAAAGCACGGCCUAAGCGGAAACGAAAAAUUGGGCAGACUGAAUGGAUGUAGCGAUAGAAGCCACGGAGAACUCGAAACGAACUCUUUUGAAGGAAAGUAGAAUUCGAACUCUUCCAAUUCAUUUAGCGAACCUUCAAUUGCUAAAACGAUCUUGGUUUCUAAUCACGAAACGAUUUUUCAACUAACUGGAACUAGAGAAAUCGAGCUAGUCCUACUGAGAUAACAGUAAUCCUCGCUUAUAUGUUACACGCCAGAGAUGUGCAUUAUCUAGAUAAAAAUAUUAAUUAAAUAAAAAAUCGAGUAAAGAUACUUUAUCUUUAUCUUUAUUCGAUGACUGUCGGAUAAAAAAAUGUAUUCGACGGAUAAAUUGAAUCCCACGUGAAGUAACUAUCUCACUUCAUUCACAAAUUCCAUGCACCGAAUGAAUAAAAAUAAUCGCAAGAAUGACACAGUACCCUGUAAACGAGAAAGAAUCCGUAUCAUUUAUGCGGGGAUUACCGUGCAAGUCCCUCGAUUCGACACAGCGACCAAACUUACCACUAUCGUCAUCUUCGUCGAUCGUUUUCCUUCAAAAAGGAAUCUUUCCUUCGCCAGAGUUUCGGAAUCGCACAAAAGGAUAAAGCUGGAAAAGGGAUUGUCGCGCGAUGACUCGAUCUCAAAUCUUUUCCACUGGUAUCGCGUACUUCCAGUUGAUAUCCCAAAAAUCGACACAGUCCCACGCAUCCUCCGCGCACGGAACAGAGACUAACGAUGGAGAGUCCAAGGAAGACAGCGAAACAUGGCACACUCAAGCUAACGUUCACGUCGGACCUGGUUGGUGAUCUUGUAAAGUAGCAAUAAAAGGAACUACGUGUACAUACGUUGCGUAUUAUAUUUGAACGACAGGUCGAAAGAAUACGAGGGAAGGUGAACGGUUGUCUUUCAAAGUCGUUGGAACUACUAGAAGGGGUUGCAACGACCCGGCCGAAUGUGUGUAUAGUCGUGUAAGGAGAAUUAUAUCAUUGUAGAUAUCCUAGUACCUUAGAUGUGAGACUACGAAAAGGGAACAGUUGUUGUAAACUAUCAAAGUAUACUUCUUCAGACGGAGUGACACGCCGGGGACACGCGGGGGGCGAGUGGAAUCAUGCGACUGUAAAAUAAACGGCCCCUUUGCCGAUGUACACAAAUGUGAUUAUUUUUCUCCCU